CAGGCAGAGACAAGCAGACACAGAGACACACACAGACUGACACCUACCUCAACAGGUGUUUCCACCUAAAUCUUCCUCAGAUUCAGAAGCAGAAGAGGAGACAGGUGAUAAUGGUAUCAUUCAGCACAGAGGUGACCUGCUGGAUUUUCUCCAGUCAGGCAAAGAGAUGACAGCUGCCUCUGGCUUACAUGAAGGAUACUAUGGCACAUUGCAAAGUCUCAAGAUGAAAAACAGACAGCAGCUGUUAGAGGCGGGCUUGCUGUAUCAGGCAAAGUUAGAGAACAACCGCAAACUGUCCAGGGAAGAUGAGGAGCUAAAAGACUUCUUCCAAGACAAUGGACCAUGGACUCUGAAGACAAGGUCCUAUGAUGCUUUGAGAUUUGGGGACAUGAGGCAGUCCAGUUCUUUGACUGACCUCACCUGGGACAGUCCCUUAAUUCAUAAAUCCCAUGAGAGGCCAAAGAGCGCCACAUCUGCCUGGAUCUCUUCUAUUACCAUCCCCCAGCCUUUCAAGAUGACCUUACGGGAGGCUCACAAGAAGUCCCACUUGAUAAAGUCACGUGCAUUUCUUGAGCUAGAGAAAGAGAGAGACAAAAGACAAAGCCAAGAGGAAGCAGAGUGCCAGAAGCAGUUUCGGGCACAGCCAGUGCCUGCCCAUGUGUUCCUUCCACUCUACCAGGAGCUAAUGGAGCAGAAUGAGAUUCGCAGACAUGUGGCAAUACAGAGGAGGAAGGAGCUGCUCCUUUCAACUCAGCAACCCUUCAGCUUCAUGGAGAAGGAAAAGGAGAAGGAAGCCAUCAGAGAGAAGGUUCUGGCAGCGCUGACUCCAACUGAGAGCUCCAAACAGAAAGCCAGCAAGAAAGUCUCUAAAUCCAUCUACAGCCCUGUUCUUGGAGAUAAACUCAAAGUCUGCUUUCCAGUGCCCCAAACACAUACCAGGUUCUUUGAAGAAAGUCCAUUACUUAUGUACAUCUUCAACAGAGAACUUUUGUGCCAACACUACUGUCUAUCAUCCCUUCUACAAGAAGCUGAACUCUUCAGGAAAAUACGCAUUCAGAUGAGAGCCAAGGAUCUGCUGGAAAGCUCUUUUGCUCCUUUUGAUCCCAGCAGUAGACAAAGAGAGCCACACUUCCGAACUGCCACUAAGACUAAGGAAGAAAAACUUGGCUUCCUACAGGAUAACUUCAGCUUUAAACCAAGAAUUAACCCAGCAGUACCUGAUUUUGGAGGACUUUACUGGGCGUUCCAGAAAGAAGCAAUAAGAAGACAAGAAGUCAAAGAGGCAACACCUAAUAAACUGUUCAAACUAAGAACCGCCAAUCUGCACUGUAGGCAAAGACAGGCUAAUGAGAAGAUAACAAAGGAUUUUCAGCAGCUUUCUUUGGUCCCCAUGCAAAGAAGUCAUUCUUUGACUGGUCUCUCCUCUCUCUCUUCCAACACCCUUCCAGUGAAUAUAACAGAUGCAGCAAGAAAGAGGGAAUCUGCAAUUAGAUAUGUCCAGGAAGACAAAAAGCAAAGGGAGAAAGAAGGAAUUAAUUGGAUGGAGGUACACAGAAAGAAGUCCCAGGCCAUGCAUAGAUCUAUAAACAGCCGAGCAAAAGCCCUGGACACCCAUAAAAGCCUAGAGGAGACCCACAAGGAGAAGUUGAAACAGAACUGGCAGAAUGACCGAAAGAGAACAAAGGAAUACAGAAAAGAGCUGGAAGAAAUGGAGAUACGAGUCAAGAACAGACCGUACCUCUUUGAACAGGUCACCAAGCAUGAUGCCAGACAAGAGGCAGAGCGACAUUACCGAGAUACACUUCAGCAGGUGGGACUGAAUGAAGAAUUCGUACAGAACAAAGGGAGAGAUGCCACUGACAUGCUGGAGGAGAAGUCCAGAACUCAAAAGCACACAAGCCCAAGAAGCACAGACAUUGGGUCAGCAGAGAAGAAAGAGAAUAGAACUGAGGAGCUGCCAACAUAAGAAUGCAGUGGAAGAGUCCACGGAAAGACUUGCAAGUACUUUAAUUCAAGAUGCUCUAGUGUGAGCCCUCAAGGAACUAUUUCCAAGUAGCUGACAAUACAUACAUACAUACAUACAUACGCAUGCUGAGGAAAGGGGUGAGGAUUGACUGCUGCCUUGUACAUUUCCUGCCCUACAUCACAUCACAGUUCUGCAAACCAGAGUCAUUCUCCCCAUGAGCUACAUCCAUCUCCUCUCCUGUUUUGGGACUUGGAACCAGCAAUGGGAAGCAGGCAAGGUAAGAGGGUAACAAGAUUGCAGCACCAUUGCAGAAAGGAAAGAGACAUGAAUGGCUAGAGCCUUGUAUUACUGCCUGGGGAAAUGAGACGUUUUUUCAAAUUCUGCUUUGAAUCACUUUUUUUCUUUUUUCCUUGCACUUUGGGAUUUGUUGAUGCCUUUCAUGGAGUGUGUUGAGGUGGAUUCUAAAUAAGAUAUUUAUGCAGAAUAAGAGGAUUAUGGAUUUGACCUCCUCUUAGAGAAGGUCUGGAAAGCAGCUCUCCUUCUCCCUGUCAUCAUGGAGGAAAGCACUCUAUUAUGAAGCUAUAUUUUAUACCUCUGUUUUUUUGAUUGAGAUCACUGGUUUGUCCAGAAAAUGGCAAGAUUUACUAUGAAUGCAAAUAAGAAUGUUUGCACAAAAACUUAAAAGUAGUUUGUCACAGUGAGAUUUCAAAUAACGUAGAUCUAUAUUGUUUUCUCCAUUUCUAGGUGAAAAAUCAGUUAAUCCCUUCAAGCUUGCCAUCUGCUUCAGCAGCAUCCCAAUUAUUUGCCAUAAUUAAACAAAGUAGGGCUAUCAAACUAUUUAAAAAUAUUAUUGCAAUUAGUUGCAUGAUUAAAAAAAUUAGUUGCAAGUAAUCAUGAUUUUAAUUGCACGGCUAAAAACCUCAAAAUCAUGCACAGAAAAACUCAAAAUUAUGCAGGUACUUUGUAUUGGGGGGAGGGGGGACGGGGACCCCCCCCCCCCCCCUGUACACAAACCCUAGGCAGUUCCCAAGGCCUGGCCCUCCAACUCCGCCCCCUGCUCCCCAAUACACUUACCUGCAUCCAGCUGCUGAGUCUGCUUCCAGGACCCUGCCAGGCUGCUUGCUGGCCACGUGUGGCCCAGCCCCAGUGAGGGGAGAGGGGCUGCUUUUCCCACAGCACCAGCAGUGAUUAAUGCAUGUUAAAGAAGUUAAAACCAAAUUAAUGCGUUAAUCGUGCACGUUAACCAUGAUUAAUUGACAGCCCUAAAAUAAAAAGUAAUUAAUGUGGGGGAGGAGGGAUGUGGAAUGUUUUCUUUAAAAUAAAGUUGAAACACGAAGAUUGUACAAUGGUUCCUUUUUUAACUUUUUGUGAAAUAUCUGAUUUUCCAAAUGUCUUUAGGCUGUAGGGAGGUGAGGGAG
Alligator sinensis (Chinese alligator) is the source of this 3384-nucleotide messenger RNA. RefSeq names its product FAM161B, centrosomal protein (gene FAM161B). The coding region runs from base 167 to 1966 and encodes 599 amino acids. Gene Ontology annotation, biological process: cilium organization. The record is from RefSeq and is a predicted model, not a curated record. Gene Ontology annotation, cellular component: cilium. The transcript is spliced from 10 exons. Lineage: Eukaryota; Metazoa; Chordata; Crocodylia; Alligatoridae.